Molecule: messenger RNA, 1155 nt
Organism: Anisakis simplex (herring worm)
Lineage: Eukaryota; Metazoa; Nematoda; Chromadorea; Rhabditida; Anisakidae
Source: the annotation of a GenBank genome assembly
AUGUCGGCGUUGAAUUCAAAUCCAUUUGGCGAUCCAUUUGCGGAUCCAAGUGUUGUUCAAGCGGCCGUGCAGCCUACAGGUGGUGAUCCGAGUGAGGACUUCAAUCCAUUUGCACAAAACUCCAAGCCUGCGGCCGCUCAAUCAACACCUACUACUCAGACAACUAACACUCAGGCUUGGGAUCGCCAAAAUAGAUUGCAUCGGAUUCUAGCCGACCCAGUUUUUCGUUCGUUUACCGUCAUUGAUGCGCAUAAUAAAAUGAAUGAAUUGAAUGUUUGUGUGUGUGCUCCGGUCCAUCCAUCAAUGCAUCGUACUUUCGGCUAUAACUUAAGGUACUUGCAGCCGACGUCAACCACUGCGCAGUCAAAUGCAAUGAGCAGUGAUGAACUGUUUCGACGUCAAGAAGAACUCGAAAGGAAAGCACAAGAAUUGAGGAGGCGAGAACAGGAAUUGGAGCGUCAACAGAGAAUAGGCAGCGCCGGAGUUGGCACAAACCGACCUCAUAAUUGGCCUCCCAUUCCAUCAUUUCUUCCUAUCCAGCCAUGCUUCUAUCAGGAUAUCGAAGUGGAGAUUCCAGUUCAGUUUCAGCGUACAGUGACGUUGGUCUAUUACGUCUUUUUGACGUACGUGCUAGCACUGACAGUCAAUGUGAUCGCUUCACUGUUUUUCAUGCUCUUCGGACAGGGCGGAGUGGCUAUCUUUCUGCUUGCCAUCAUUCAACUUCUACUUUUCUCCCCAUGUUCAUUCCUAUUUUGGUUUCGUCCUGUUUAUAAAGCUUUCAGGAACGACAGCUCGUUCAAUUUCAUGGUCUUCUUCUUUGUGCUCUUUUUUCACUCCAUAUUCACGCUCAUACAGGCACUUGGCUUAUCACAGUACGCAUGCGGAUGGGCUAAUUCAAUUGAAACUUUCCAUGUGAGUGUUAUAGUGGCAUUAUUAAUGCUUCUAUCUGCAUUAGCAUUCACAGCUGCAUUUGGUGGCAUGGUAUUCGCCCUAAUCAAAGUGCAUCGGCUCUAUCGCGGUGCUGGAUUCAGUAUCGAUAAAGCUCGCAAAGAGUUCUCUGACGGCGUUAUGGCAGAUCGAAACGUGCAGCAGGUUCUUUUUAUUAUUCUUCGCAUCAUUACUCAUUCCAAACAAAACUUCCAUCCGCCGGUGUAA